Zonotrichia leucophrys gambelii is the source of this 6759-nucleotide messenger RNA. Its product is annotated as unconventional myosin-X-like. The record is from RefSeq and is a predicted model, not a curated record. The coding region runs from base 95 to 6295 and encodes 2066 amino acids. The transcript is spliced from 41 exons. Gene Ontology annotation, biological process: axon extension. Gene Ontology annotation, molecular function: cytoskeletal motor activity; protein binding; ATP binding. Lineage: Eukaryota; Metazoa; Chordata; Aves; Passeriformes; Passerellidae. Gene Ontology annotation, cellular component: myosin complex; cytoskeleton; axonal growth cone.
CGGCGAGGCGGAGCCAGCGGGGCCGGGAGCCGUGCCCGCGCGGCCGCGGCGGUGCGGCGCUCAGAGCCGGGGCUGCGCUCCGCGGGGUCCGCCGAUGGACGCCUCUCUGCGCCAGGGUGCCAGGGUAUGGCUGCAGGAGCAGGACCAGCUGCAGCCAUGCACUGUUGGCUUGUGUGCCAAUGGAAAUGUUCUCUUCACCUCAGAUUAUGGCAUGGUGUUCCAGUACCCCAAGGCCGCCCUGUCCAGAGAAAAGGUCUUACCCAUGCACCAGACCAGCAUCGAUGGGGUGGAAGACAUGUCCAUGCUGGGAGAUCUACAUGAAGCUGCCAUCCUGCUCAACCUUCACCAGCGCUACCAGCAGGGUAACAUCUAUACAAACAUUGGCUCCAUCCUGGCAUCAGUAAACCCCUACAGAGCCAUCCCUGGUCUGUACGGUGUGGAUGCCAUGGAGCUGUACAGACAGCACCGCCUGGGUGAGCUGCCUCCCCACAUCUUCGCCACCGCUAACGAGUGCUACUGCUGCUUGUGGAAGCGUCAUGACAGCCAGUGUGUUCUCAUCAGUGGAGAAAGUGGAGCUGGAAAGACUGAGAGCACCAAGUUGCUCCUAAAAUUCCUGUCAGCCAUGAGCCAGACCUCCCUUGGGGCCCCUGUGUCUGAGAAGAGCACUCAUGUGGAAGAAGCCAUCCUGGAGAGCAGCCCCAUUCUGGAGGCCUUUGGAAAUGCCAAGACAGUUUAUAACAACAACUCCAGCCGCUUUGGCAAGUUCAUCCAGCUGCACUUCUCUCAACAUGGGCACAUCCAGGGAGGCCGAGUCACUGAUUAUUUACUGGAAAAGAACAGGGUGGUACAUCAGAACCCCGGGGAGCGGAAUUACCACAUCUUUUAUGCUCUGCUAGCUGGUGUGAGCGGGGAGGAGAAAGAGAGCCUCUCUCUGUGUGAGCCAGAGACUUAUCACUACUUGAACCAGUCUGGCUGCGUGACUGAUGAGAACCUGAAUGAUGCAGAGAUGUUCAGGAAGGUCAUGACUGCCAUGAAGGUGGUGGACUUCAGCACUGAGGAAAUCAGAGACAUCUUCAAGCUUCUUUCUGGCACACUUCAUUUGGGAAAUGUUGAAUUCAUGACAGCUGGUGGGGCCCAGAUUACAACAAAAGCAGUGCUGAAUGUUGCCAGUGACCUCCUGGGCUUGGACGCCUUUCAGCUCUCUGAAGUGCUGACCCAGAGGUCCAUGAUUCUGCGUGGGGAAGAGAUCAGCUCUCCUCUCACUGUGGAGCAGGCAGCUGACUCCAGGGAUUCCCUCUCUAUGGCACUCUAUUCCCAGUGUUUUUCAUGGCUCAUUAGCAAGAUUAAUACAAAGAUCAAAGGCAAGGAAAACUUUAAGUCUGUGGGCAUCCUGGAUAUCUUUGGCUUCGAGAACUUUCAGGUGAAUCGUUUUGAGCAGUUUAACAUAAACUAUGCAAACGAGAAACUCCAGGAAUAUUUCAACAAACACAUCUUUUCCUUGGAGCAGCUGGAGUACAACAGGGAAGGGAUAAACUGGGAAGCCAUUGACUGGAUGGAUAAUGCAGAGUGCCUGGACCUUAUUGAAAAGAAACUAGGUCUACUGGCUUUGGUGAAUGAAGAGAGUCGAUUCCCCAAAGGCACAGACAACACCCUUCUGGAAAAACUUCACAGCCAGCAUAUGAGCAACCCCUACUAUGUGAAGCCUCGGGUGACAGACCAUCAGUUUGGCAUAAGACAUUAUGCAGGGGAGGUGCUGUAUGAUGUCAGAGGCUUUCUGGAGAAGAACAGAGACACCUUUCGUGAUGACAUUUUAAACAUGCUGAAAGACAGCAGGCUGGACUUCAUCUAUGACCUUUUUGAAAGAGUCUGCAGUCGUUGCAGUGAAGAGACACUGAAGAUGGGCACCCAGAGGCGCAGACCGACUGUCAGUUCCCAGUUCAGGGAUUCUCUCCAUUCCCUGAUGGCCACACUCAGUACUUCCAACCCAUUUUUCAUCCGCUGCAUCAAACCAAAUACAGAAAAGGCGCCGAACCUCUUUAAUCCAGACGUGGUGCUGAAUCAGCUCCGCUACUCAGGGAUGCUGGAGACAGUGAAGGUUCGGAGAGCGGGUUUUCCUGUACGGCGCCUGUUCCAGGACUUCCUCAGCAGGUACAAGAUGCUUGUGAAGGGGCCAAGCCUCUCAGAGAACAGCAAAGCUGUAUGUGCAGGUUUUCUUCAGACCUAUGACAGCAGCAAGAAGGAAUGGCAGUUGGGUAAAACCAAGGUUUUCCUGAAGGAAGCUCUUGAGCAGAAGCUGGAGAAGGAUCGGGAAGAGGAGUUGAGGAAAGCAGCUAUAGUCAUCCGGGCCCACGUCUUGGGCUACAUGGCAAGGAAGAAGUAUCAGAAGGUGCUAUCCAGUGUUGUAAUAAUCCAAAAGAACUACCGAGCGUACUUCUGGAAGAAGAGCCUGCAGCGCCUGAAGGCCUCUGCGGUGACGCUGCAGAAGCACUGGCGUGGCCGCCUGGCUCGCAGCCUCUACCAGCACCUGCUGCAGCAGGAGCUGCGGCGCCGGCAGGAAGCCGAGGAGAGAAGGAGGCAGGAGGAGGAAGAGCAGAUCAGAAGAGAGGAAGAGGAAAGACAAUGGCAAGAAGAGGAGGAGCGUAGGAGGAAACAGGAAGAGGAAGAGGUGAAGGAAAGAGAAAAGGAGCAACUGAAUGCGCUAUUGCAGGUGGCCCAGGUGGAAACAGUAAACACUGAGGAGGUGGAUAUUCCCCUGCAAGAAGAAGAGAGACGUCAGAUGGAGGAGAUCUUAAGACUGGAGAAGGAGAUUGAAAAGUUGCAGCAACAGAAAGAGGAUCACAUGUCUGUCAUCUCUGAGGACACCAGAAAUGAAAUCUGUCGGCAGCGAGAAGAAGAGAUACAGAGGUUGGAAAAAGAGGCAUCAAGGGUUGCCCAGGAAUUCUUGGAGCUGCUGGAUUUUGGCAAUCUGGAUGAAAGUGUGCAGAACUUAGAGCGCUCACUUUCUAGUGAGGGGACACUCAACAUUGACUGCAGCCUGGUGGCACCACUGGCUGAAGAAGAGGUGGAUGAGGGUUUUCAUGCCGAUGAUGAGGGACGCCCAGCUUCCAGUUUGGUGGUCUCAAAUCAGCAUGGCACAAGAAAUAGUGGUAACUACUCAAAGGAAGUUGCAAACACAAGCCUUUUGCUUCUCCAGAGGGAAGUGGGAGAGGUUGCCCCUGCUCCAGGGCUGCCUGUGGAAAGAACCAGUAGCCCCAAGGAGCAGAGAGCCCUGUCUGACCCAGCAGAAAGUGUUUACAGCAGUGUCUCUGAUACACAGAGGAGUAACAGUGGAGAGGCAGGAGAGCCCAUUUACACCUCCCCCCCUGAUGUGGAGUCUGACUAUGACCACGAGGAGUUUGAUGGCUAUGGAGAUGCAGGUAACGCCUCAGCUGAGCCUCUGAAUGAUGAGGAGGGUCUGAGACACUCCCAUGGUACCAGCCUGGACUCCAACCGUGGCAGCUUGGACUCGUUUCUGGAGAGUGAGGAAGAAGUGGAUGUUUACAUUGAUACAGAUGAAGAGUUUUGUAAUGGACGAAUCACUAUCUUCAAUGGUUCAGGUCCACCCUAUUUUCACAGUUACCUCUACAUGAAAGGAGGUCUCAUGAACCCGUGGCGGCGGCGCUGGUGUGUCCUGAAGAACGAGGCCUUCAUGUGGUUCCGCACCAAGCAGGAGGCCCUCAAGUCAGGCUGGCUCUACAAAAAAGGGGGAGGAAUGUCAACCCUGUCGCGCCGCAACUGGAAACGCCGCUGGUUUGUGCUUCGGGAGUCCAAGCUGAUGUACUUCGAGAAUGAUAGUGAGGAGAAGCUGAAGGGGACUAUUGAUAUCAGAAGGGCAAACUUUGGCUCUUGUGCUUUCUUGUGUUCCAGAGAGAUUGUGGAUAUUCAUGAAAAGGAGAAUGCCUUGGACAUUGUGACAGAAGACCGAGUUUACCACAUUGUUGCAGAGUCACCAGAAGAUGCCAGCGGUUGGUUUAAUGUUCUGAGCCGAGUGCACAGUGCUACAGCACAGCAGCUGAGGGAAAUGCAGGAUGAGCAGGCCAAUCCAAAGAAUGCUGUGGGAACCCUGGAUGUUGGGCUUAUUGACUCUGUCUGUGCCUCAGACAAUCCUGAUAGACCGAAUUCUUUUGUGAUCAUCACGGCCAAUCGCGUGAUUCACUGCAACAGCGACACUCCUGAGGAAAUGCAUCACUGGAUCUCCCUGCUGCAGAAACCCAAAGGCGAAUCCAAGGUGGAUGGCCAGGAGUUCCUUGUGAGAGGCUGGCUUCAUAAGGAGGUUCAGAGCAGCAACAAGAUGUCCUCUCUGAAGAUGAAGAAGCGCUGGUUUGUCCUGACCAACACUGCCCUCGACUACUACAAGUCCUCUGAGCGCACGGCGGCCAAGCUGGGGACGCUCGUGCUCAACAGCCUCUGCUCCGUGGUGCAGCCCGAUGAGAGGGUCUUCAAAGACACAGGCUACUGGAACAUCAUCGUGCACGGGCGGAAGCACUCGUACAGACUGUACACCAAGCUGCUGAACGAAGCCAUGCGCUGGGCCUCUGCCAUCCAGGGGGUCAUCGACAGCAAGGUGCCCAUAGAAACACCCACACAGCAGCUCAUCCGUGACAUCAGGGAAAACAGCACAAACUUUGAAGUAGUCGAACAGACAUAUAGGAGGAACCCAAUCUUGAGAUACACCCAGCACCCCUUGCAUUCCCCACUGCUCCCAUUACCCUAUGGAGAUGUCAGUGUCAACUUGCAACAAGAGAAGGGUUACAGCAGCUUACAGGAUGAAGCAGUGAAGAUCUUUAACUCCCUUCAGGAAAUCGAGACAGUGUCUGACCCCAUACCCAUUAUCCAAGGCAUCCUGCAGACCUGCCAUGAUUUAAAGCCCCUCCGAGAUGAAGUGUACUGUCAGCUCAUCAAGCAAACCAACCACAUGCCACAUCCCAACAGUGCUGGCAACCUGCACCACUGGCAGCUGAUGACCUGUAUGAGCUGCACUUUCCUGCCCAGCAGAGGGAUCCUGCGCUACCUCAAGUUCCACCUUCGAAGGGUAAAAGAUCUCUUUCCAGACUCAGAAAUAGAUAGGUAUGCACAGUUCAUAAGUGAUUCCCUGAAGAGAACGAAGACAAGGGAGUUUGUGCCCUCCCAGGAGGAAAUACAGGCUCUUCUUACCCGUGAGGAAAUGACCACGACAGUGUAUUGCCAUGGUGGUGGCUCCUGCAAAAUAACCAUCAACUCCCACACCAGCGCUGGGGAGGUGGUUGAGAAGCUGAUCCGAGGGCUGGCGAUGGAGGACAGCCGGAAUAUGUUUGCGCUCUUUGAACACAACCAGCAGGUUGACCGAGCUGUGGAGAGUCGGGUGAUUGUGGCUGACAUCUUGGCCAAGUUUGAGAGACUUGCUGGCUCUGAAGAAGAAGAGGAGGAAGGACAGUGGCAACUGUAUUUUAAGCUUUAUUGCUUCUUGGAUAUUGAGAAUGUUCCCAAAGAUGGUGUGGAAUUUGCCUUCAUGUUUGAGCAGGCUCAUGAAAGCCUCAUAGCCGGUCAUUUUCCUGGCCCAGAGGACACUCUGCAGCGUCUGGCAGCUCUGCGGCUGCAGUACCUUCAUGGAGAUUAUUCCAAAGUAAGCUGGACCCUUGAUGGAAUCUACCCAGUUAACAGGCUGAAAUCCAAAAUACUGCACUCAACAAAGAGCAGCAGCAGUACCAGUCACACUCUGGAGAGGAGACGGACCAGCUUCCUUGAAGGGACGUUGAAGCGUAGCUUCAAGACAGGGUCUGUGAAGAAGCAGAAGGUAGAAGAGGAGCAGAUGAUGGAGAUGUGGGUAAAAGAAGAGCUUUCAGCUGCUCGGGCAAGCAUAGCACAAAAAUGGACCAAGCUGCAGGGGCUCUCUCAGCAUCAGGCCAUGGUGAAAUACAUGUCCAUUGUAAAGGAGUGGCCAGGUUAUGGGUCAACCCUCUUUGAUGUUGAGUGCAAGGAGGGUGGAUUCCCCAAUGAUCUCUGGCUUGGAGUCAGCACAGAGAAUGUAUCUGUCUACAAACGAGGGGAUCCUAAACCACUGGAAACUUUCCAGUAUGAGCACAUUGUUUUCUUUGGAGCACCACAGCCCAACACCUUCAAAAUUACAGUGGAUGAGAGAGAAAUGUUCUUUGAAACCUCCCAGGUGGGUGAGAUAAUAAAGAUCAUGAAAGCGUACAUCAACAUGAUCGUGAAGAAACGCUGCAGUGUCAAAUCAGCCACCAGUGUGGACAGUCAUGCAAGCAUCUGGACUAGGUGAUACGGAUGAACUGGCACUAGUUUAGUCAUGGGUGUCUGCAACUUGCCAGCACAAGUGUAGCAAAGAUGUUUUUUAAGAAUUCAACUGACUACUGUAUUUAAAACCUAAAGUGACAUCUACAAUACCAUAGGAUUUGCACCUCUGCCCAAAGACACUAAACAGUUACAACUGUUGUGAAAUACUAAUGGCCCAAAACUUGUUUUCCCCUUGCCUAUUUGAUGAACAAUGUACCUUAAAGAAGCAAAGUCAGAAGCAUCCUACUCCUCCAUGUCCUCUCUGCUGCUUUCACUAUCACCUGUCAUACUGGCAGAAAAAUUGACGAGGAUCAUUUCUGCAGGACAGGAGACAGACUUAAGCUUCCUUAAGAAUUUUGAAUAUGCAGACAUCUGGGAUCGUGUGAUCACAGCAUGGUCUGCUGAAAGAAUAUUUAUUUAUUUUGCAAACAAAUCUAAAAUAUAAAUCAC